This is a messenger RNA of Penicillium riverlandense, 3516 nucleotides long. RefSeq lists its product as uncharacterized. The transcript has 3 exons. The record is from RefSeq and is a predicted model, not a curated record. Lineage: Eukaryota; Fungi; Ascomycota; Eurotiomycetes; Eurotiales; Aspergillaceae. The coding region runs from base 1 to 3516 and encodes 1171 amino acids.
AUGCGCUGUAGCUGGACGUCGGCGAUGCCGUCCACCUGCGGGUGGACCCCCGUCGCCGGGGGUAUCCUUGCGAACCGGCUCAUCCUCAGACACACCGUCGUCCCCGAGUCCGAGCUCAAGGACUUCAUCUACACCAACAAGGGCUACGUGUUUGUUUCCUUUAUCAAUGGCGCUGAGGGCUAUGCUCUUAUCAAAGAGAGCGACCUCGAGCUGAUCGACCGCCCCCUCAGGGCUGGUGCCAUUGUUCGCCGCGGCAAGAACGAUUCCAGGCAUGGAACUGUGCUGAAUGCCACCCGGACUCUUGAUCUGGAGUCAAUCAUGGUCAGGGUUCCGGGCGCUCCGAACGAGCCAACCUUCCAGGACCAGGGCGUUGCGGGCACAACCCCAACCAGCAUGUGGCGUAUCCAGCUGUACGAUAUCCCCGCCAAGGAGCUGCGCGGAUACGAGGAGUUUCGCCGUGAUGACUUCGUUCUCAUUGAUGAGAAACUCGCGGUUGUUGAGAACAUUGCCUGCGACUGCUUCGUGCAGCUCGUCAAUGGGACCAUUACCAAGCUCCCCCACGACGCCAAGAUCAAUGCCCGCGAUGCGUUCGCCAUUCCUACGGCUCUGUCGGAGCGUGCUCUCGUUGCUUCCCCUACUACUGAGGAGCAGACCCAGAUGCCUGUGCAGAUACAACCUGGUGUAUGGCAUCUCCUACUCCGCCCUGACUCUCUUCGUCAGCUUCAUCCCGGCCAGCGUGUUCUUGGAUCUCCCGAUGUAUUCAGAGCGUUGCCGUUCCUCAAGGGUAGAUUUCGCGAAGAUGUCAUUCAGCAGCAUAAUUUUUUCGAAUGCAACAUCCUUGGCCUAGUGCCGGCCAAAUACCAGGUGCGCUGGAUUUGUACCAAUCCCUUCCUGGCACGGGUUCCUCGCCUCGGCCCGCUUCGAGAGCAAUUUACCGCGGACGCCUUCCACAGCCAAGCUCGUAAGAUCUUGCCAGGGUCUAGACGCAUGGAUAAGGCCCCUGGUAGCACUAUCAUGGCUCCUGCAGACUAUUGCGUCGGCGCCCAUGUUAUGUUUCGGGAUAUGUGCGCUGCUGGUGCUAAAUACCCUGACAUGAGAGUCUUUCCGACUAUUUUCGAAAAUGAUUUGAACAUCUACACCGUUACGGCUACUAAAACACAGGUUAGCGUUCUGUGGGAGGAUGGCUCGCAAACAACUGAGUGCUCCAGGGAUCUUUGCGUAGGAAUCGCCCCUGAGUCGCACGAGGAUGAGGAGGAUAUCCUCAUGCCUGGAAGUCUUGUGGUUGCUAUCAAUGGCAUCUCAGAGAGCAUUAUUCCUCGCGAGGACAGACUUCUUAGCCUUUGGCUUGCCAGAGAAAUGACGAACGACCAGAUUUCAUGCAAAAAGGUUGGUGUCGUGCAGAAAGUCCAGAAUAACACGCAAACCGUGACUGUCAGAUGGUUUGAAGAACCCUACGUGGAGCUGCUCCAAGGAGGGUCUAUCCUAGACAUGACGUCUACCUUUGGUAAUAUUGAGGAUAAAGAACAUACGGUCUCCACGGAUGAUUUGGAGAUGUACUCGGCCCUGAGCCGCCGUGUCGGUGACCUUAUCAUUUUUGCUCCUCCGAGAGUCAGCCAGGGCAUGAUCGACAACGCAUCCGGGAUGUCGAAUAUUCCCGACGUUGGAUUCUGCCAUUUGGAGUUUCUGUUUCCGGUGAAGCUUGCCGAUAUCACCGAGUAUGUGUCCUCGCUGCGAGUUCGACUUGUGGCGCAGAAGUGGUUCCUUGAUUCCACGAUGAUCGAGGCGGAAGACCCACUUGGCCUAUCGGGUGUCUAUUUCCUUGCUCAAAUUACUCGUUGCAACCUGGAUGGCACACUGGCCAUUGAACCUUUGGGUGACUACGGUGUUUACGGACAGAGUCAUUAUGUCUUCAAGAUUGACCAGGAGAGAGCUUUGCUCGCCAUCCCCCGAGACACUGGUUCGGGCCUGUGCUUUGACGAUAUUGAGGACACACCAUCUGGAUCUGAGGAUGUCUAUGGUGACCGGGGCUCAAACGGUGUGUACAGCCUUACAGAUGUUUCUUAUUCAUCCAGUGACUACGACGAGGAUCAUAUUGAGCGGAAUUCGGCGAUUAUUUCUCCAGGAGGACCAGGUUAUGAGGCCGAUGAAUCUGAUUUGUCGGGAGACGAUGGGUUUAUCCAUCCGAGUCGCGACGAAUUGCUUCAAGAGCUCGCCCAGAGCAUACUGUCUGUCCUUAGUCUCAACACCGAGGAAUCUCCCCCAACUGAGCCGACUUCCACUACUGGGCAUCACACUGCUAUUUCUGCAACCAGUGAGUCUCAAACGGCGCCUAUCGCCUCUUCAGAUGAUAAAGAGCAAAGUCAACACUCCUCUUUUGGUCUCGAUGGAGUGAGCGAGACCAUACCCAUAAUCCCUCCCGAAUCUCCUGACAGCGGACUCAUAACUGAAGAGACCCCGUGCUCCCCUUACUCUCCCUCUAAGGUUCCUGACUACAGCGAAUCUUUCAAAAACAUUCCUUCGCGCUGCCCCGACGCAUUCUCUGUCCUGGAUGGAAAGCCCCCGGAGGAUCACCACUUCAUUGACCAGCCCCAGGCUGUUCCCGAGGCUCUUCAGCGUCUUCUCUGGGAGUUCUCAAUUCUCCGUACUUCCCUUCCACCUGGCAUUUUUGUGCGGUCCUGGGAAUCACACAUGGAUCUUCUGCGGGUGUUGAUCUUUGGCCCGGAGGAUACCCCCUACGAAUUCGUUCCUUUCUUCUUCGACAUCUACCUGGGUGGAAAAUUCCCUAACGAGCCCCCGGAGGUUUGCUUCCACAAUUGGAAGGACUCUCCGUAUGAUAUCAACCCCAACUUCGAUCCCGAGAACGGUCACGUCUGUCUUAGUUUGCUGGGGACUUGGAUGGGAUCGGCCACGGAGCGGUGGUCGAGAGAUUCAACCAUUCUGCAGUUGGUUGUUUCCAUCCAGGGUCUCGUCCUUGUGAAGCACCCAUUCUACAGUAUGUAUCUGCCGCUCUGUUUCCCUUCCUUCGUGCAGCUGCUUACCGUACUUUUCACAGAUGAAACAGCCUGGGAGUACAUGAAGCCUGACGGGAAUGAUUCCGAAUUUGCAAAGCUCUACCACGAGAACGUGUAUCUUGCUUGCCGCUCACAGCUUUGCAACAUGGACUUCAAGAGCAACCCUGGGUUUGAGGAUGUACUCGUGUGGUACUACGUUCCUGACCCGGACGCCGACUCCGAUAAUGACGAUUUCCCAAACAACCCCACGCGUCGACCCAACUAUUUGCACAAGGCUAUUGUGAGCCUUAAAUGGGUGAUUGGUUUCCAUCGCAUCAGCAUGGAAACAAGGAUGCUUUUCGCUCUCGACACUGGGGUCACUGAGUUCAUGGAGUGGUUCAGCAAUGACGCGCUCGAGAGGUUGCAGCCGCGGUACAAAACGCUGCGGGAGAUGGAAAGGAAGGCUGUUGCUGCUCUUGACGCUAUUUCGGUUGCUGCUGGCGAGGUGGAUUUGGGACUUCAGUAA